GAGCUUCUGUUGGCUGCACUUCCUGAUUUGAUCUCGGAGACGUGUUUCACUUGGCUGGAAAGUGCAACACAGUCCGAAGUGAACCUUUUUUCUGGAACAUGUCGUUUUUCUAUAUUGGCCGAAGAAAUUAACUGAACUUUAUAUUUUAUUUUCCACCAUUCCGACAUGGUUCUUUUCUUACAAAUGGUUUUAUCGGACGUUACACGGAUUUUCUGUUUAUUUUGUUUACUUGUCAUUCAGUUGUGUCACCAUUCGAAAUGUAACUAUUUGAAUCAAAUAGCCGUCCACAUAGAAGGGGGUAGUCAUACAGCAGAUAGAAUAGCUUCUAAACAUGGAUUUCAUAAUAUGGGACAGAUAGGGGAUUUAAAAGACCAUUAUUUAUUUUACCAUCCUCACAUUAGUAAAAGAUCUGCAAAUCCAAGCCAUGAGCACCAUCAGCUUUUAUCUAAAGAGCCCGAGAUCAAAUGGUUUGAACAACAAAGAGCCAGGAGUCGAGUGAAGAGAGAUUUGAAUGAUUUUAAUAGUUUUAACGACCGUUUGUGGAGGUCUCAGUGGUAUCUGAAUGGGGGAGGACAUCGUGGUAACAGUGGUAACUUUGACAUGAGUGUGAAGGGGGCGUGGCAGAUGGGGUACACAGGGAAGGGGGUGGUGGUCAGUAUUCUGGACGACGGAAUCGAACGCACUCAUGAUGACUUAAAGGAAAACUAUGACCCAUAUGCCAGUUAUGAUGUGAACAACCACGACCCUGAUCCAAUACCAAGAUAUGAUCCUACCAAUGAAAACAGACACGGGACUCGGUGUGCGGGGGAGGUGGCAGCAAAAGCCAAUAACAACAAGUGUGUGGUAGGGGCGGCUUACAACUCCAGGAUUGGAGGUGUGCGUAUGUUGGAUGGCGACGUGUCAGAUGCUGUAGAGGCUGCUUCACUGAGUUUUAACAGGACACACAUUGAUAUUUAUUCUGCCUCUUGGGGGCCUGACGAUGAUGGAAGAGUUGUGGAUGGUCCUGGUCCUCUGGCUAAAAAAGCCUUCAUCACAGGAAUAGAACAGGGUCGAGGGGGUAAGGGGAACAUUUUUGUGUGGGCAUCGGGUAAUGGAGGCAGUGCUUUUGACAGCUGUAAUUGUGAUGGUUACACCAAUAGUAUUUAUACCUUGUCCAUCAGCAGCACCUCAGAGCAUGGCCGUAAACCCUGGUACCUCGAGGAGUGCUCUUCUACGCUGGCUACAACCUACAGUAGCGGGGCCUACAAUGAAAAACAAAUUAUAUCUACUGACCUACAUAACCAGUGUACCAGCAGUCACACGGGGACCUCUGCCUCUGCCCCUCUGGCUGCCGGUCUGGUGGCCCUCUUACUGGAAGCAAAUCCGACCUUGACCUGGCGAGAUGUACAGUACAUCACCCUGCUGACCUCUAACCCUGACCCUAUGGAGGACGGUAACUGGAUCACAAACGGAAAGAACAGGAAAGUGAGUUUGAGGUAUGGUUACGGUCUGAUGAAUGCUACAGCCAUGGUGGAUUAUGGACUGAGAUGGAUUAAUCUACCUCCAAAACACAUCUGUACAAUUCUCAGUAGUGCCAACCAUGUGAACUUGAUGGGAUCUCCAUACACCAAUCAAGUCAGUACAGAUGGUUGUCGAGGCACUGCUAAUGAGGUCAACUAUCUGGAACACGUUCAGGCCAAGAUAACCUUGACCUACUAUCGCCGUGGUAACCUGGUCAUCCAUUUAACAUCCCCCAGUGGUACAAGAUCCACUCUUCUCCCUAAACGCCCCUCAGAUAUGAACAAGGGAGGGUUUACUCAGUGGGCAUUCCUGUCCGUCCAUUUCUGGGAGGAGAAUCCCACGGGGACAUGGAAGUUGGAGAUUACUGAUGACCAUCCAUCUACCAGCUGGCCCAGACCUCCUCCCGGGGUCAAAGGUCAGCUUGUAUCAUGGUCUCUUAUUCUUCAUGGAACAAAGGAUAAUCCAAUUCGACUGAAGAAGCCUGGACAAGGGGAGGUGGUUACCCCACCGGAAAUGACAGGCACCACACCCCCACCAAAAUGUGAUGACGAGUGUCUCGAUACCUGUACUGGAAGUCGCCCUGAGGACUGUAAAGCCUGUAAACAUUUACGUAUGGGAGAAGCAGGUGCCUGUGUUAAGGAAUGUCCUCGUGGCUUCACAGAAAACCAGAAGAUGUGUCUGUCCUGCGACCCUAAGUGUCUAAACUGUACGUCUAAGUACGGCUACCGACCACAUUGUCAUGCCUGUCUGGACGGCUACUUCCUGUUACCUGAGGAGGGCAAGUGUUCAGUAGAGUGUCCCGAGGGAUAUUUCCAAGAGAGCCCUGAUCACCGAGUUUGUCAGAAGUGUAACAAUAUGUGUGAGAGCUGCUCAGAGAAGAAGGACAAAUGUACCAGCUGUCCACGAACUCUGACCUUGUUAUCAGACAAGUGUUACCUGCCAGAAAAUAUCUGCUCAAAAGGUUACUACAAAUUUAGAAACCAGUGUGUAAAGUGUGGAGCUGGUUGUCUACAAUGUCAGGGAGAGGACCGCUGUGUUCUGUGUGACCCGGGGAGCUAUUUUCACCAAGGUAAAUGCCUACCUGACUGUCCCAAUGGCUACCUCCCUUACGUGGUUAAAAUGGACCAGUCUACAGCUCACAUUGAAUGCCACUCUUGUCAGCAUGGUAAUUGUAACAACUGCAUUGGAGAUUUUGUAAAACGAGAGGGCACCUGCCACCAGCAAAAGUCAUGCUUCAGAGAGCAAUACUAUGACUUUAUUAAUAUGGAGUGUCGAAACUGUCACUACCGAUGUAAGACGUGUUACGGUCCUGGGUCACACGAAUGUUUGUCAUGUGAGGCUCCCCUGGCCUAUCAUUCGUAUUUACAAACCUGUGUCUCCUGCUGUAGAGACAACGAAAAGGAGGGCUCCUGUUGUAAAUGUGAUAAUAACGGCAUAUGCAUACUGCCGGUGAAAUCCUUGCAGAGUCUGUACUCAACAGGAACGCUGGUGGUCGUCUUAGUAGGACUGAUCGGGGUUCUCAUUGUCCUCGUUGUGUCGGUCAUUGUUUACAUGGCCGCUAAAAAAUCAAGCUGGUGGUCCAGGAAGAAUGAAAACGAGAAAGGUGUAUACUACAGCCCCCUACUUCAGGAGGAUUUAUAGGGAGUGGAUCCAAGUGUAGCAGGGUUUCUUACAUUGAAAAUUGUGAGCAUUUAUCAUCAGGAAAGAAGAUAUGGCAGCACAUUCCAGUUUAACACAACCUACGUAAUUGUGAGGGAUCGGGGCACUUCAUCCAGAAAUUAGUUCUAGUCAAGGGAAACAACUCUUCACGAUCAAUCCUAAAAUCAAGUGUUCAGUGGUUUUGUCACAAACUGUUCUAAAUUAUUAUUUUGAAUGUCUUUUGUAUGCCCCUGAGAAAUGAAAUCAGGGCAAUUUAUGUCUUUAGGUCUGCUUGUCUUUUUAUCCAUAGCUUCAACCUUGGUGAUAACAAUACAUAAAAAGAUACAGGUCUUUUACAAAUGAUCAGUAUUGUACAAGUCGAAUAGAAAAUUGUAAUCAAGGGAACUUUUAGGAGUCACCAACUUGUUGAAUGAUUUACACAUAAAAUAAAUUUAAUUAAAUUGCUUCCAAAGAGCAAAUCAUUUAGGAAUUUUUUUUUUUUGAUAUUUCUUUGAGAUAAAAAGUUAGAGUAUGGUUAUUGUUUUGUGUGCAAAGCUACAAGAUACAUGUAAUUUUUCUCAUGUUUGUACUAUUUUUAAUGAUUUUAAAUAUGUAUCUGCUCAACAAAUGAUAGAGGAAUUAUAUUUUUGUAGCAUUAAGAGGAUUGGCUUAAAGUCAUAAAACCACCAAUAGCGAAGAAUUGGAAUGAUUUAUUAGUCUGCUGAAUGGCUUUACUUGCAGACUGAAAUUAGCCCAAUAAGUUUAUUAUGAAAUAUCUGUGAUACUUCUGUUGAAAUAUUAAAAUAAACUGAUUUUUUAUGUACAUUGUGAUUGUGUAUGGUUUAUAAAUGAGUUUAGAACAGUAUGUCUUUCACAUUAUAGACCAAUAUCAGACUGGGUAGACCUUUGUGUGAGUGUUAUAUGUGUACAGUUUAUGACUUAAAUUUACGUAUUUUAAUGUUCAUUACAUGUAUUUGCAUUUAUGUAGUUCAUUCUUGUAAUGGUUUAUUCUUUUUUGUUUUCGGUUUAGAAUUUGUGUACAUGAGGGAGACCUAUAUGACAUUUUUAUUGCAUUAAGAAGUACUAGGUUUGUUGAAGUUUCUGAGAAUCUGAAGAACCUCCCAAUAUAUCUGUGUACUGAUGGAACAAGUCAUUAAGUUUCAUUGUGUUUAUUACUAGUUUUCUGUUUCUAUGCAUUGUUUGAAUUUGCUGCAGCAACAGAACAAAAAAUCAAAGAAUGCAGUAUCUACCCUUGUACAGCUUCCCUCCAGCAAUUUACUUUAAUUGUGGGACUUUUGUGGCUGAUCAACUUUGUUUUCCGAGGUAGAUAUUUAACUGUGCAUGGAAUUUUGUUUGUAGUAUGCAUGUGCACAUGAUAAUUAAUAGAGCAUGCCAGUAGAUUCACUCAUAGGUGCAAGUCUUGUAUAAGAAAUGAACCUACAAAAUUUUCAAAGAAUGAUGAAAGCAAAAAUAAAUGGAAAGGGAAUGGUAGAUAUAAAAGGAAAAAAAUCCUCAUAGUUCACAAGUAAAUUGUACUUUCUGAAUUGUAUGGAGAGUGUGAAGACUCAUAAUAAGGCAUUGUGGUUCUUAUUUUUCUUAUGUUUUCUAUCAUGCAUAUCUCACACUAUGAUUUUCAUUUAUAGAAAUAGCUUGUAUACAGUUGUUUGAAAAUUUUAAAAUAUAAAUUUGCUCCAGCAAAUUCUUCAUAUGAUUUUUGUGUCAUUUUACUAAACUAGAAGGAUGUUUUUUAAUUUUUAGCUUUUUAAUUUUUGGUUUUGAUUGACCAUUAGUUCUGAUUUUUCUUCCUUUUCAGCGAGGUGUUUGGUUAGAAGUCGGAUAUUUUUGGCCACACCCUGGCGUUACCUGUACCCUGGAUAUCCCGACUGAUCUCAAACUGAGGCUUUAUAUAGUCCUUGUCCUCUUUCACACUUGACUAAAUACAUGUACUUAUCUCUCAACAGAGGAUUUAAUAGAAACUUCUGACUAAAUACAUGUACUUAUCUCUCAACAUAUGCUUUAAUAGAAACUUCUGACUAAAUACAUGUACUUAUCUCUCAACAUAUGCUUUAAUAGAAACUUUGGAUACUUUUGUUUUUAGUGUAUGUUUUCUGGUGUAGAAUUUUGUUUGUGUAAUAUUUUUUUUUCAGAUUUGCAAUUCAUUAGCAACUUGAGCAUGUGCAUAGGGUUAAUACCCUCAAUGCAAAAGCUGUGAUUUUUUCUUCAGCUCAAAAUUAAAAAAAAAAGUUGAUUAAACAGAAAGUAAUGCUGGAUACCUUUUAAAGAAGGAAAACAUUUUAUAGGUAUGAUAAGUAUACAUGUAGGUAUACUUUCUCAUUUUGGAGAGUCUGUUGACAUUUGAAUGUAAGGAAUUAUAGAGUGCUAGUGUUAUAUAGAGAAAUCCAUUUUGUUAAGUUUCAUGUGCCAAGAUAUAAUGAUCCAUGUAUCGCUUGUGUAAUUCAUGGAGUAAAAUCACAUGCAAAAUUAUUAAAGGAUCGAAAUAUUUACCGAAACAUAAAAUGUAUACUUUUGUGGAAAUGUUAACCAUUAUGCUAUAUAUUAAAGGGAAAUUUAUUGUACAAAUAAUGGAUUUGUUCAUUUGCUUGUGGGAUGAUAUUCACUUUGUUUUACUGAGUUAUCCGAUUAAAAUUUUGAUGUUGUACCUAAAUCAUGCCUUUUUCACAUCACUGUCAUUUAUGUUUAAUUGCAUUAAACACUUCAAUGAUAUACAAAUCUUAAUAAAACACUCAAGCAGUA
Messenger RNA from Saccostrea cuccullata (small rock oyster), 5892 nucleotides. RefSeq names its product furin-like protease kpc-1. Gene Ontology annotation, molecular function: serine-type endopeptidase activity. Gene Ontology annotation, biological process: protein processing. Gene Ontology annotation, cellular component: trans-Golgi network; Golgi membrane. The transcript has 23 exons. The record is from RefSeq and is a predicted model, not a curated record. Bases 166 to 3141 code for a protein of 991 amino acids. NCBI's taxonomy places the organism in Eukaryota, Metazoa, Mollusca, Bivalvia, Ostreida, Ostreidae.